This is a messenger RNA of Melitaea cinxia (Glanville fritillary), 4915 nucleotides long. Its product is annotated as protein PFC0760c-like. Gene Ontology annotation, cellular component: chromosome. Bases 34 to 4227 code for a protein of 1397 amino acids. NCBI's taxonomy places the organism in Eukaryota, Metazoa, Arthropoda, Insecta, Lepidoptera, Nymphalidae. The transcript has 7 exons. Gene Ontology annotation, biological process: regulation of transcription by RNA polymerase II. Gene Ontology annotation, molecular function: chromatin insulator sequence binding. The record is from RefSeq and is a predicted model, not a curated record.
AAUUACAUUUAUUGAUAAUAAAUCGCUAUUUUCAUGAUGACAACAGAAUCUAAGUUCGACUGUGUUUUCUGUAAAGAAGUUUUUGAAGACAAGGCUGCUUUGUUGAUUCAUUUUAGAAAACACGGCGAUCCCAACUUCAGUAGUAAAAAUAAGAACCGGCAACAGAAUGAAAUGGCAACCAACGAUAAAUCUAUCGAAGAAAACGAACUCGUCGGUUGUGAUGUCUGUCAGGAAGUAUUUCCCACAAUUUCUAAAGCUAUAACUCACAAGCACAAAGCUCACCCAGAUCACGAUUCUAAAUAUUUCUGUCCGUUCUGCGGUAAACUAUUUACUAUGAAGCAUCUAUACAACAAACAUAUACAAUCAAGCCACGAGUCAUCUGAAGUAUCAAAUACAAAUGAUUUCCAUUGCGAUUGUUGUGAUGUUUCAUUUUACGUAGCCUCGGCUAUGCUUUAUCAUAAUAAAUUUUUUCACCGACAAGACACUGAACUACCAGCUAUUGGACAGUCAAAGAAAAUUAAAACUUAUAACCAGGAACUCCUUCAAAUUUAUUAUUGUGCAUUUUGUGGUGAGGAAUAUAACAACAAAGUGAACCUACAUAAACACAUUGGUGAAGACCAUGAAGAUGAAAAUCAAAGUCCAACUGAAAUAUUAAGGUGUCCGCUGUGUGAAGCAAUAUUCUAUCAUUUAGAUGCUUAUGAGUUACACUUAACUUUUCACUCUACAGCAGACUUAUACAGAGAACGUAAUAAAAUGAAAGAACUCAUAACAGAAUUUUCUCUUGAAACUGUGUCGCCGAUAAUCGAAAAAGUAGAAGAAGAGGAUGAAAUGAAUACAAAAAGCAUUGAUAGUUUUCUUCAAUUAGUCAUGGGAGAGUCUACUGACAAUGAUACUCCAGAAAAAUUAAAAUCAAAAAAGCAUAAGAAACAUAAGAAGUCAAAAAAGGCGGCUAUCACGCUAGAUGAGUUUUUGAACAUGAAUAAAGAUGUUUUUGGUGAUGGUCUUGAUGUACAAGGAAUAGAAGAAGUACCAACACAAGUUGUUCUAAAAAAAGUCAAAGGCAAAAAAUUGCCCAAUAAGUCCGAGCCAAAAAUGGUAAAUGCAAAUUUAGCUAAAUUAAAGAAACAUGGCAUUGUUGUAAAAACAAAGUCUGGAAAAAAUCCCCUUUUGACAAGUUAUAAGAAAGAAGUGAGUAAACAGAAUAUAAUUAACACUCCUAAUGAAAUACUCUCUAAACUUAUGAAUCAAGGAAAUAGUCAAAUAAAAAUUGUUAAAAAAAGUGCUUCUCAAAAUGCUGCCACAAAUGAUGACACUGACAAUACUGUGAUGACAAACACUAUAGAAAAUUCAAUCAAUAUUACUUCUAAUAAGGAUAUUACUUCUGAUCUCGAAGAAGAGGAUUCAUCAAAAAUUACUUCAAUUGCUGAGAAUGACGCAAAUGACGAAAUGAAUGAAAUGUGCACGGACAUACAGGAAACUGAAAAAUCAAAUAAUAGUAAGCCAACAACACAAAUGAGUAAUAAUGAUAAAACAUACAAAUAUGAAAACAGUAAUUCUAUGUUAGAAAAUAGUCAAAAUGGUAUUUUAGAAAAUAAAAGUUUAUCUACCAUUGACACCAAAACACCAAGUACGCAAUUUGAAGAAUCUAGUCCCAAUAAAUUUUCACAAACAUCGAAUGACCAAAAACUUGUGUUAACAACUGAUGGACUAAAUAAAGAUUCUAUAAGCACGGACAGUAAUUGUGAUGAUAAUAAAGAACAUGUAGAUAAUAAUAUUACUAAUACUACACUAAACGCUCUGAAACAUUUAAGCCAUCUUAUAACAGUUAAACCAUUAAAUCAAGGGAAAAACUCAAAUAUUAGUAAUAAAAAUAAUGAAAAACUUAAUACUGUAAAUAAAAUUUUGCCCACCACAAUAGAAAGUAAGGAGUCAGAUCAAAUUAAAAAAAUUCCUAUGGAACAAAAACCAAUGUCUUUAAAUAAAUCCUUAGGAGAACAUUUUACAGAAAAAGCUUCAAAAGAAUCUCCAACAACUGCAUCAAAUUUUAAUUCCGAUACUGAAUGUGAAAAUGAUGAAAUAAAUGAUAAAAGAGUAGAUACUUUAAAUACAGAAUGUGAUCAAAUAGAAUUUCAAGUAUCAAAUAAAAGUAUUACCGAACCUAAAAUAGUAAAUAUCAAAAAUAUACCUCUUACUCAAGAAAAAGUUUUAAAUAAGAAUCAACUUCGAAAUCCAUCGAGUGGUCAAGAAGAGUUAAAAACUGAUAAUUGUCCUAAGAAAGCUAAUCUUGAUAUUUUAAAACGUUUGAAGAAUGUAACAGCUAAGCCUAUUUCUGUUGCCACAAAAGUUAAUCAAGUUCCCAAUAUUAAACCAGACAAAAGUAAUGUGAAUCAGAUAAGGAACAUCCUACCAAACAAUUUGUCUAAAGGGGGUGUAAAUGAAGAUAUAGAAAUUUUUAACAUAGACGAUUCUGAUAGUGAGGAUAACGAAUCUGGUGCUAUUAUAAACAACAAAUCUGAAGAUACAUCCCUUAAUGUACCAUUAACCACAUUAAAGAGUCUCGGUAGUACAAAUAUUGUUGUUAAAUCUAAACAAAAUCUAUGUCCAAAUGAAAUAUCAGAUAAAAAUAUUGAUAACAAAAAUAUUAAAGAAGAACAUCCUAAAUUGAAUAAACAGUCUCAAGAAAUCCAAAAGAGUAUUAAUCUUCAAAAUAAAUUAAGGAGUUUAGGUGGAAAUAUAACUGUUAAGUCUCGUAACUCUUCUCCGAAUGUGUAUAAUAAAGAAUUACAUAAGAGCUUUGAAAGUUAUGACGAUGAGGAUGAAGCAAAUUACAGUGAUUCAGAAUCUAUAGGUAAAGUAAAAAUCUCUGAGAUGGCUGAAAAUUAUGACAGUGGUAAUGAGUGUAAUGAAAGCCAAACAAGUGCAAUAAUUGAGUCCCCUCAUGCAUCUGACAGUGAAAAUGAAAAUAACGACGAUAUGGAGGAUGAUUUCUCAGAUUUCGAAAACCAAAUUAAAACCAACACAUUUAAAAAAGAGAACACCAUAGCGACAUCGAAAAAUAACACAUGUUUAGAAAAUUUUAAAAACUUAAAUAAACAACUGACAAUUAAAUCCUUAAAUACAAAAAAAUGUAAAUCAGAAGCAGACAUAAACUCGGGACACAAAGAAGUCUCAGAAGACACGGCUAAUGUGAAUACGCAAAUAGUUGCGAAACAAUUAAAACCAAACAUUUUACAGAAUGAACAAUCAAAUAAUUCUACUCAACAGGCCAGUGGGUCUGUAAAUCAAGCUUCAUUUAAGAAAAAGGUUUCUACUACUAAUCAAGUUAAUACAGUUAAAACAGUACAGAGGUUUCAAUCACAAACUGUCAUUGAAGAAAUUACGACAACAGUCACUAAAACCAUACGAACAGUUAAUCAAUCUACAAAUGAAGUAUUACAAAACCGAUGCAGUAUUAAACCUGCGAUACGACCACCACAAAAGAUACUUAAUAAACAGCCAGGAAGAGAGUUACAAGGUACAACAGUUAGACAUGUUUCUCCUGCAAUUGGUUCUAAAAUUAGAAGUGCAACAAAUGUAAUAAGGAACCCUAACCCAACUGUAGUCAGAGCAUCAAAUCAACUUAUACCAGUACGGCCUGUUUUAAAUCUUCCAAGAACAACUGGCCCUAGUACAUCGGCAGUAAGGAAAGUUGCUCUGCCUAAAAGUAGUCCUCAAAAAUCGACCAUAGGAAAAUUAAAAAUUUCUCCUCAUGCAUUAACCCAGACCGUAAAAAGACCUUCUGAUGAGACAGCUGGUCAUUUUAGUUGCUUCAAAAAACCUAAAGAGUCCCUUGUCAGUUCUGCAGAAAUGGUAGAUUACGAGGAUGAUUCUGCAAUGCAAUAUAGUUCGGCAAGUCAAAGUCAGUCUGAUUUUUCAAGUGUUACUAAAACUCUUAAGGGAAAAGGCAUGAUUACGGCUACCCAAACGCGAUCAGAAGUUAGUACAAGUUCACAACAACAACUAAGCAGAUUAAGUAAUGUAUCUGGGCUUAAAAUUAUGAAAACAAGUUCAAAACAAGCUACACAAGUAGAAGAAAAAUGUGAAAUUAACACUGCUAAAAAGAACACACUAGAGGCCCUCGAAAAGUUACAGAAACAAGGACUUUUAAUUAAGAAACCCCGUGUUGAAGAAUACAAUGAGCCACCGGACUCUUUCAGUGAUAGUGAUGAUGAAGGGAAUGAAAAAUGAUCAUUAGUCAGUUCAGUGACUUUUAUUCUUACAUUUAUGCCAAGUAUGACGAUAAAAAUACGUUAAAGACUUGAAAUGAAAAAUAUAGAACGCUGAGUAUCUUAAAAUACUUGGCUUUGUGAGGAUUUGUAUACUUUAUUAAAUUGCUAAAAUCCGACACUCAGACCUUGCUAAACUUUGUUUUAUUUUUUGGUUUGGUUUAAAUUUACAUACAUACAUAUUAAACAUUGGUUUAAAUUUCUAUUUUAAAAAGUCAUGUUUAUAAAAAAAAAACCUUUGGACAAAUAUUGUUCUCAGUUUCGGAAAGUAACAAUUUAAUAAUAUUAUUAAAUAAGAUUACGGUGUAUAUAAUUAAUGAUAAAAUGUAUGAUAUCUACUUAUAUGAUAGGAAAGAAUAUGUUAUUACUUAUUUGAAGUAUUUAAAAUUAAUAAUAAAAGAUAACUAUUGUUUAUCUUUACAUAAUUUAGUGACUUUGUACAUAAACUUUUGUCUUUUUUUUUCUCAUGUGAAAUAAAUGAAAAUAGUUGCGAGGUAUAAGAUGGGCAAUAAUAAGAAUAAAUGUUGUAUUGUUUAAUAUAAUAAACUAUAUUUACAUCGAGAAAUAACAUGAAUACCCACUGUCCAAAUACUUUUGUUAUAUGAAAAUAUAUUGUUUAAAUAACCAGAUAUAAAUGCAUUGAUCUUAAA